This is a messenger RNA of Lingula anatina, 3448 nucleotides long. RefSeq lists its product as uncharacterized. Gene Ontology annotation, molecular function: polysaccharide binding; hydrolase activity, hydrolyzing O-glycosyl compounds. Lineage: Eukaryota; Metazoa; Brachiopoda; Lingulata; Lingulida; Lingulidae. The record is from RefSeq and is a predicted model, not a curated record. Gene Ontology annotation, biological process: carbohydrate metabolic process.
CGGAGUAUCAAUCGAGAAGUUUCCCAAACUGGAGAGCAUUUCUUUGGAAAAAUAAGAAUGUCGCUCCACCAUUUUGCUGUUCUGUCGUUAAUGGCACUGCUACGGGUACCUGCAGCACAAGCCUCGGUCAUUGUUGACAGCCGGUGGACUGAUGACCAGGGGGCAGCUUUGCAAGCUCGACUUUCAGUACCAGUGGUCAACUCUUGCAAUGGAUGGACAAUCACUCUCACAUUUAAUGAUGAUAUUUCGCAUAUAGAGAAUUCUUGGAACGCCAAUUUUGUUCCAAGUUCAACAUCCAGCAGGGUUUAUAAACUAUCAAAUUUAAGCUGGAAUGGCAAUCUAAGUCCUGGUAGUACCCUCUCUGGGAUAGGAUUCGUAGUGAGGUACAGCCCGCAGUCCCAAGUAGAGCCAAUCACUGCAGUGUUUGAUCCUCCGUGUGGGAGUGGCACUGUGGAGACAACCACGCCCACUCCGACGACCACGCCCACUCCAACGACCACGCCUACUCCGACGACCACGCCCGCUGGAACUACGCCUACUGAGCCCAGCACAACUGCUCCCCCGACCCCACCACCUCCAACAACACCAUCAACCGUUUGUACCACCCAAAGCCCGAGCACAACUCCAGCUAGUGAGAGCACCACCGCCCCUCCCACACCACCCGCCCCAACCACGCCCUCAACUGUAUGUACCACACAAAGCCCAAGCACAACACCAGCUACCGAAAGCACUACCGCCCCUCCCACACCUCCCGCCCCAACCACGCCCUCAACAGUGUGUACCACCCAAAGCCCGAGCACAACACCAGCUAGUGAAAGUACCACCGCCCCUCCCACACCUCCCGCCCCAACCACGCCCUCAACAGUGUGUACGACAGUGACGCCUUCGACCACGCCCACUCCGGUCUCAUCUACACCAUCGACUGCGACAACACCGCAAAGCACUUCAAAAUACAACUUGGAUGAAGUUUUGGAGAAGUCCAUCUUGUUUUACGAGGCACAGCGUUCAGGAGUUCUCCCAGCGGAAAACAGAAUACCGUGGAGAAGAUCGUCACAUCUUAAUGAUCUGGGAAAUAAUGGCGAGGAUUUGACAGGAGGCUGGUAUGACGCUGGCGACACCGUCAAAUUCGGUUUCCCAAUGGCCUGGAGCACAACAGUUCUUACCUGGGGUCUUCUAGAUUACCCGGACGCCUACCACGCCACUGGUCAGUAUGAGUACAUGCUGGACUGCAUCCGUUGGCCAUUGGAGUACUUCUUGAAGGCACACACUGCUGAUAAUGAGCUUUACGUACAGGUUGGACAUGGUGAGACGGACCACGAUCUUUGGACAAGGCCCAGUGACGGGACUGAGAAUCGACCAGCUUACAAGAUUGAUUCAUCUAAUCCUGGUACGGACGCCGCGGCGGAGACUGCCUCUGCGUUGGCCGCCGGGUAUCUGGCCUUCAAGGACGAAGAUAUCACCUUUGCCAACCGCCUCUUAACCAGUGCUCGCAAGCUGUACACCUUUGCCGCUACCUCUAAUAGAGUCAAAUACAGUGACAGCGUGUCGGAUGCUAACAACUACUAUCCGUCGUAUGAUUUCAAGGACGAGCUGGUGUGGGCUGCUGCGUGGUUGUACAGGGCCACGGGAGAGGCCGAGUUUCUCACCUCUGCUACCGCCUGGUACGAUGAAUUUGGAAUCCAAUAUUCCAAUUGGGGAUUUUCGUGGGACGACAAGGGACCUGGCACCAAAGUCCUGAUGUAUCAGUUGACCAGCGAGGAUAAAUAUCGUCAACAUGUUGAAGACUACCUCACUUACUGGAUGCCCGGUGGACAGAUUCCCUACACACCGAAGGGUCUGGCGUUCAGAGACCAGUGGGGUUCCCUUAGAUAUGCAGCCAAUUCUGCAUUCCUGGCUCUGCGCGCGGCAGAUUUGGGCAUCAGUAGCGCCACCUAUCGUUCGUGGGCUGAGGGCCAAAUCAACUACAUGCUUGGGGACACUGGGAGGAGUUUUGUGGUUGGUUUUGGCGUCAAUCCUCCUGUUAAACCUCAUCACCGAGCGUCGUCUUGCCCAACUGAUUUUAACGUAGUGUGUAGCUGGGAUGCGUUCAACAGUCCAGAUCCCAACCCCAACGUGUUAAACGGUGCUCUGGUCGGAGGUCCAGACGGCAAUGACCAGUACGUGGACGACAGGACCAAUUACCGGACAAACGAAGUGACCACGGAUUAUAAUGCCGGCUUCCAGUCCGCUGUGGCAGCUUUAAAGAGCCAUCAACUAAGUCUACGUGCAACGCAACCAACUGAAUCUCCGCUCACUGAGGCGCCCUCCACUGAGGCUCCCUCAACUGUGGCUCCCUCUACCGACGCUCCUUCCACUGUGACCUCCACCACUGCAGUUCCCUCCACCGAGACUCCGACUACUGUUGCACCUACGGAACCAGGUGUUUUAUGGCGUCACGCGCCGUACGCCGCAGACGACAAUUAUCUCGCCGGCUGGCAACCAGCCCAGCAGAUCAAAGACGACGAUCAAAACGCUGCGGUCGUCCUUGACCCUGCUGGCGGAAAUGAGUACGUCCUGCGCGUGCUGUACCCCCAGGGGUCAUACAGACCUGGGGCUUCCCCUGUUCUGGGCGGUAUACAGUUCUUCUCUCAACCGUUCACUCCUGGCACUGCGCUGAUGUUGACAUACCAGGUUUAUUUUCCUCAAGACUUCGACUUCAGUAAAGGAGGAAAACUCCCCGGCUUUUACGGCGGACGACAAACAUGCUCUGGAAGCAAGGACGCGGCUACUCUUGGCUGCUUCUCGACACGUGUCACGUGGCGCGGGAACGGCGACGGACAAAUCAGCGCCUACCUCCCCAGCCCCCAGUCCCAGGACUUCUGCACGAAAGAAAGAGUCUUUUGCAAUUUCCAAUGGGCUCACUCCCUGGGCCGCGGAAGUUUUAAGUUUCAGAAAGGACGCUGGAACACAUUUAGUCAGUACCUGCAGCUAAACAACCCUGGAGUCCAUGAUGGUCGAGCAGAGAUAUAUUUUGAUGGGCAGAAAGUAUACGAGAUUGACAAGUUGAACUUCAGGACAACGGAAUCGGUGAAAAUAGACGGGAUUUAUUUCUCUACUUUCUUCGGCGGCGGAGAGUCGGCGGCUACUCCAGUCACAACUUAUACAUAUUUUAAAGGAUUUGAAGUGACGGAAAAAAUAUGAAUAUUUCGAAACAUUCCCUUGCGUUUGCCAUAUAAAUUAUAUUAAAACCAAGCAUUAUGUCAACCUGAGACAGUGAAAUAAAACGGGCGAAAAGAAUUAAUUUGUCUUUUGAGGUUUUAUUUGAUCUGAAAUAACGAAAAAUUAAAAAAAAAAAAUGCUUAAAAAACAAUGCUAGAAAAUAAAGAUUCAUGCGGAAUGAACAAAGAAACAUGGACUGCUAUUUUUAUAUAUUCAUGAAAACUUCCCGUUUAUUGGUUACAUUUACCAG